AAGCGGAAUGAACAAAUGAUGAUCCCAAAGUAAUUUUUUUUUUUUAUUUUAUGCAAUGAAUGUGGUUUGCACAUAGCUUUCAUGGUUUUUGCGUUGAAAUCUUCCAUGGCUUAGCGUGAAGAGCUGGUCUCCAAUAUAUUCCAUUACUCCACGUCAUGAUAACCCUUCCCCAACAACACCUUUAAACCCCAAGAAGCCUUCAAUCUUAUUCACAAAACCAAAAGAACUUUCACUUUCUCUGUUUUUGCUCUGUUUUCCUCUGUUUCUAUCUUCAUUCUCAUACAUCAAAACAAUCUAAAUGGAGGGUCUUAUUCCAUUUGUGUACAAGGCUAUUAUGCAAUACAAGAACGGGAAAGAAGGCCCUAUUGGUUCAUGGCUUUGCGACUCGCCUUCCUACUCAUAUGUCAAGCUUCCUGGCGACUCGGGCCGGUUUCAAACCUCUGCCCUUUCUCUGUUUUCCCCUGAUCACAGGUUCUCGCCGGCAGCUUCACCGUCUUCCAAGCAUGCUUCUUCUUCUUCAAGCCAAAUGGUAGGUUCAUCCGGCGCCCAAUCUCCACGCCGGCGCUCAAAUUCCAGUGGAGGUUCAACUUGAACAUGCAUUUAUUGGAAACCAAUAUGUUCUAAGUGGUAAAUGAAUGUGAAAGCUUCAUCUGAUGCUAAGUGGUGUUGUGCAAGUUUGGGGUUUUAGUUUGAAUUUGAAGUGAAACUUGCAAGCGUGUGGAGAAGAUUCCCAUGCUUGGAGUUACUAGUAUUGUUCAACUGUAAAUAUUUGUUAUGGUGCUUUAAGAAAAUGUAUUGACUUUCUAUGGCCAAAGGGCUAUGUAAACUAUGUACUGUUACAAGAAAUGUUUGGGUUUCUUGGCCUAAGGGGCCAUUGGAACCGUAAGUUGUGGAAUAAAUAGAUUGCAAUUGUUUGUCUUA
Molecule: messenger RNA, 921 nt
Organism: Arachis duranensis
Lineage: Eukaryota; Viridiplantae; Streptophyta; Magnoliopsida; Fabales; Fabaceae
Exons: 1
Coding region: 299-592 (97 amino acids)
Source: RefSeq, a predicted model, not a curated record